AUGAGUGCAAGCAGACUCUCUUGGGACCAGGCUGUUCUUCAGCCUCCGGUGUGUGAUGCCUGGAAGGAGAUCAUGGAGGGAGCAGCCUAUCAGCUGGCCAGCUGCAUUGUCCUCCUGGGUUACAUGGGGGGAAGUGGCAUCUUUGGGUCCCUCUAUAUCUUUGGUCUCCUGGCCCCAGGCUACUUCUGUUAUGCUCUGUGGGGCUGGCUGAGCGCCUGUGGGCUGGAUGUCUUCAUCUGGAACAUGCUGCUUGUCCUCAUCUGCUUGCUUCAGCUGGCUCACCUUGCUUACCGGCUCCGCAGAGACACCAUCCCAGAAGAAUUUGUCCUCCUCUACAAGACCAUGUACCUGCCCUUGCAGGUACCCCUGGACAUCUACAAAGAAAUCAUGAAUUGCUGUGAAGAGCAAGUCCAGUCACUAGCCAGAGACCAGAAUUAUGCGGUGGAGGGCAAGACGCCCAUUGACCGCCUCUCCUUGCUGCUGUCUGGAAGGAUCCGAGUGAGCCAGGAUGGACAAUUCCUUCACUAUGUCUUUCCCUACCAGUUCCUGGACUCUCCAGAAUGGGAGUCACUGCGACCCUCUGAGGAAGGAACUUUCCAGGUCACACUGACAGCUGAGACUGACUGCAGCUUCAUUACCUGGCCAAGGAAGAAGCUGUAUCUCCUCCUGAGGAAGGACCGCUACAUCGCUCGGCUCUUCUCCUCCCACCUGGGCUAUGACAUCUCGGAGAAGCUUUACUCCCUCAAUGAGAAGCUGUUUGCCAAGUUUGGCCUUCGCUUCGACAUCCGCUUGCCCAGCCUUUACCAUGUCCUUGGGCCAGCCUCCUCUGAGGGGGAGUCAGAGGACUGCGAGGAGCUGCCACCUGUCUCUGGCCCGGCUGGUGCCUCUGAGCCCCCUCUGCAGCCGCCGCCACCACCACCGAUGCCAGCUCCACGGCCCCGGGCGUGCCGGCCUGACAGUGAACUGCUGGCCUCUGGAAACCUUCUCUGGAGUUCUCCCCACCCUCUCUGCAGAGGACGAGCCCCUCUGGCUCCCACCCAGACCCCUGAACUCUAGGGAACAACAGGCUGUUUGGAUCCUGAAGCCCUCCAAGGGAGCAUAUGCUCACAGCGGUUUCUGACCAGAGACACUCUUUAGCACACACUGAAAGGUCUGCCUGCAGACAUGUACACUCAGGAGCACGUGAAGCACAUGCGUGAGACUGUGGUGUCACACUCCAGCACUUCCCACCCUAUAGUUGUUCACCAGAGCUGCCUACCCCGGUGAGCUUCCACAGUUUGUUUUCUAGUCCUGCCUCUCUCUGAGGUGUGUCAGCAGCUCUGAUAUCAAGAUACAUCCAUACUGCUGCAAGUGAUACUAGCCUGCUCACAGGAUCUGUGUUCCCCUUGGUUUAAUAUUUCUCAUUAAAUCAGAGAUAAAACUA
Messenger RNA from Pogoniulus pusillus (Red-fronted tinkerbird), 1423 nucleotides. RefSeq names its product popeye domain containing 2 (gene POPDC2). Gene Ontology annotation, cellular component: sarcolemma. NCBI's taxonomy places the organism in Eukaryota, Metazoa, Chordata, Aves, Piciformes, Lybiidae. The transcript is spliced from 4 exons. The record is from RefSeq and is a predicted model, not a curated record. The coding region runs from base 1 to 1056 and encodes 351 amino acids. Gene Ontology annotation, biological process: regulation of membrane potential; striated muscle cell differentiation; skeletal muscle tissue development. Gene Ontology annotation, molecular function: cAMP binding.